AUUCAGGAUUAAGAUACUCCUCUUGUUCAACCAAUUUCAAAAAAAUAGGAUGACAUUAUUAUCAAAUAGAAUGAAUAAACAUAAUAAAUUAUAGGUAAUUCUGUAGAAGAGAAAAAAGAAGUCUCUGUAAGUGAGUAAAGUAAUAUAAUUAAUCAAGAAAUUGAAUAAGUUAAUAAAAUAAUUAGUACAAAAGAUGAAAAAAAUCAAACAACAAAUGAAACUACUAAGUAAACAAAUGAUGUAAUAUCAACUACAAAUAGAGAAGCACAAAAGACAAAUGAAACAAUUUAACAAAGCAAUAAGGUUGAUCAAUAAAAAGAUUUGAAAAUUUAAUAAAAUGAUAAAGUUAUUAAUUAAACAGGUGAGACAACUUAACGAAGCAAUUAGGCAAGCUAAUAAACUGACUCGACAAUUUAAAAGACGAAUAAAUCUUAACAAUAAACAGAUGAAAUUAUUUAACAAAAUAAUAACUCGAUUCAGUAAACAGAUGAAAUAAUUCAAUAAAGUAAUAAGUCUAUUUAGUAAACAAAUGAGACAUCUUAAUAAAAUAAUAAAGCAGUUUAAUAAACAAAUGAGACAAUUUAAUAAAAUGAAAAAUCAAAUAAGUAAACAAAUGAGAUCAAUUAAUAAAACAAUAAAGAGACAACUUAAUAGAGUAAUAAAACUAUAUAGCAAACAAAUGAGACAACUGAAUAGAAUAAUAAAGUGAUUCAGUAAACUAAUGAAACAUCUUAAUAGAAUAAUAAAGUAGUUUAGGAAACAAAUGAGACUACAUAAUAAAACAAUAAAUCAGUUUAAUAAACAAAUGAGACAACUUAAUAAAACAAUAAAUCAGUUUAAUAAACGAAUGAGACAACAUAAUAAAGUAAUAAAAUCGAUUAGCAAACUAGUUAAAAUACUUAAUAAGCAAAUGAAAGUACUAUAUAAUAAUCCAAUUAAUAAACUCAGUAAGUUGAAUAAAUAACCUAAUAAAUAAAUACAGUAACAUAAGAAUCUAAAUAAAAAACCAAAGAAAUCAAUUAAUCUUCUUAAUAAACUAAUGAAACUACCGAAAAAAUAAAUGAAACAUCAAAAGAAUAAAGUAAAGAAGUUGGAUAAACUACUGAAUAAACAACUAAAAAAGAAAUUAUCUCUGUAGAACCAGAAUUACCAGAUUAUAAGAUAAUUGAUCACAAAAAUGAUGAUGAUAGUGAUUAAUAAACUAUGGAUAUGCCUGUUUAAGAAGGGGAUCUUUGUGUCUAAAAUCAAGAGGAAGAAUUCGAGAAAGUUUAAGAAAUUAAGAUUAUUCCAGGGUAAACUUAUGAAGAUUAAAUAUCAAAUGAUAUAGAAGGAAAAAAUCCAAUAGUUGACCAAGGAAUAACUGUUGCUAAUAAUUACCAAGAGUAUGGUUAUGGAUUUUGGAUGAGAUUCUUAACAUAUUAUCCUAAAGAAUUAAUUAAAGGAAAGGAUGCCCCUUGGUAUUUCAUAAGUAGGUUAACAAAAAACAAAAAUUAUGAAAAUAUUAAUAUGGGUGAUAGAGUGUUGGCAAUAUGGCAAGGAGCAGGAUUUUACUAAUUCACUACAUAUGAUAUUGAUGGAUUGAAACCUAAUGUUUUAUUAAAUGUGGAUUAUCCUAAUGACAUCGAAGGUGUUUGGACAUACAUUUAUUAUUCGUAUAGUACAGAAUAAGAAUAAGCAGUUGGCCAUAUUAAAUUUGGAAAUGAAAAAUUCACAACAAUAAAGCAACAUGUAAAGCAUUCUCCAACAGUUUACUUAAGAUUUAUUUUAGGUGGCAAUGAUUACAAUAGGUUUCCAAGUUUCAAUGGAAUAUUUACCUAGAUUACUUUUGGUAUUAGAGCUGGAACAUUUCUGUUAACAUCAGAGUAGUUAAUAAUGAAAUUGAAUAUUUACGAUGUUCCUUAGUAAUCUGUAGAGGAAGUGCAGAGUGUGAGAAUAGUAGAAAAUGAGGAAACACGUUCUUCAGAGAAUUUAUAUUAGUAUAAAGUAAUUAGGAACAAGAAAGUGAAGUUUCCUAGAGAGUAUGCAUUGAGUGGAUGGUUCAAGUGGUCGACAUUGUUGGAAAAGGAGUGGCAUAACUUAUUCAGAAUUUAGAUUAGAAAGGAGUCUACUGAUAGUUUCUUGGGAGACAGAACAUUAUCAUGUUGGAUUGGAAAGACUUAGGGAGGAGUGUAUCAAUUCCCAACUUAUACUUAUACGAAUAUGAUUGCCAAUGGAAAUGCAAAUUUAUAUAAGAAUCUCAAUUUAAAAGAUAGACAUACAAAAUGGCAUUUCAUCUAUUUUGGAUAUUCAAAGAUCAAGAGUUAGGCGAAUGUCUAUGUGAAAUGGUAGGAGGAUGAAGAUUAAUUGAUCUAUGAGAAUGUGAAUCAUUAUUAUGUCCAUAAAUUAUAUGCUUAUGUUGGAAAGGAUAAGUUUUAUUCAGGAUUGAAUGGUAAAAUGGCAUAUGUAGUUGUGAAUUUUGGAUUUGGUGCCUAUAAGAAUCAGAAACAAUUUGAUGAAGAGAUAUUCAACUUCAAGCUUGGAUUGAAGGAAUUAAUUAAAACUACAGAUGAUGUUUAAUUUUAACCAGUGAUAAAAUAAGAGAAGAUAGAGCCAAGUGGUUUUGAUUCAGAUAAGGCUAGUUUUGAAUAAGAGGAAAAUGGUGAGAAACCAUUUAAGUAAUAUGGAUAUGGAUAUUGGAUGAGGUUUUUGACACUCUAUCCAAAAUAAAUGUUGGGUGGAAAAACAGCACCUUGGUAUUUUGUUUCAAGAAUGACAUGGAAUCAAAAUUAUAACGAUAUUAAUAUUGGUGAUAGAGCAUUAGCAGUUUUCUUAGGAAAGGGAUUCUAUUAAUUUUCAACUUGUAAUUUGAUAACAAAGAAUACAAAUCAAGAGUAAAGAAUAGAUCAUCCAGAGAAUAUUGAAGGCCUUUGGACAUUUGUUUAUUAUUCGUAUAAUAAAGAGUUAGGUAAGGCUGUUGGAUUCAUAAGAUUUGGAUAUGACAAAUUUUAAUAGAUUUAGCAUACUGGAGUUACACAUUAAGAUACAAGAUACUUAAAACUAAUUGUAGGUGGAACUGAUAAGAGAAGAUAUCCUGGGUUUAAUGGUCAAUUUUCUAAGAUCUCCUUCUCAACUCGGGAUGGAUCAUAUAUAGAUUAAGAGAAGAUUCUGAAAUCUUAUACAUUAGAGAGGAAGGUCUAAACAAUAGUAACCAUGAAUGUGUUAGGAGAUUAAUUUACAAGGAAAGCAGAUGAGGAAGGAGUGUUUGCUUAAAGUGAUAAGGUUGAUUUGCCAACAGAAUAUGCUAUCAGUGGUUGGUUCAAGUGGUUAUUAGCAGAUAAAUAGGAGGCUUUACAUAGCAUGUUUAAAGUUACAAUCAGAAACCCUUCAGAUGAUCAAUUAGGAGAUAAGACUUUAGUGGGAUAUGUGGGAAAGAAUGAUUUAUAGUUCUCUACUUAUAGUUUUGAAAAUAUGGAAGGAAAUGGUAAAAAGGAUAUUCAAAGAAAGAUUGAACAUAAGAAUAGACAUUAAAGAUGGUUCUUUGUUUAUUUUGGAUACUAACAAGAGAAAUCAACUUGUCAUGUCCAUGUGCAAUGGUAGGAUGAAAUGUCAUAGUAGGGAUUCGCAUAUAUUAAUCAUUAUUUGACAAAUCAAUUUUUCAUUUAUGUUGGUAAAGAACCAUUUGUGGCUGGGUUUAACGGAUUGAUUACAUAGAUUAAAUUCAAUAUGGGUGAAGGAGCAUAUAAAUAAAGCACUGAUUAUAAAGAUCAAGAUAAUAUAUUUGGGUUUGAUUUGUAAAGUAUUAAGAAGGAAGUCAAAACAUUUGAUCUUGCAAAAUUGAAAGAUAAAAUUAUGGUAGACUCGAAUAGUGAUGAGUAGUCCAAUUAUUUGAAGUUGGAUGAAGUAUUUGAAUAUGGAUAUGGAUUUUGGAUUAGAUAUCUAAGGAACUACCCAAAAGUAUAAAUUGAAGGAUUAAAAGUUGAUUGGAGUUUCAUCAGUAGACUGAGCAAGAAUGAUGUAUUGCAAGAUAGUACUCUUGGUGAUAGAGCUUUGGCGAUUUGGCUAGGCAAAGGAUUCUAUCAUUUUACUACUUACACUUAAUAACUCUCUAAUAUUUUCACAAAUGUGAAUCAUCCAGCUGAUCUAGAAGGUUUAUGGACAUUCAUUCAUUACGCACACAAUCUUAAUAAAGAAUAGAGUGUAUCUUUUAUUUAGUUUGGUAAUGAUAAGCCUAUUAGGUCUGCUAUCUAGAGUGUUCAUGUGAUUCCAACCAUUUUGAAAUUCUAUUUAGGUGGAAAACACUUGAUUUAUAAAGGAUUUAAUGGAUAAAUAAGCGGUGCUUAUGUUAGUGUGAAUAAAGGCAUAUUUAUUGAUAAUGAGGAGAAAUUUCAAGAUUUAUUAAAAUCUAAUCCUUAACCUCCUACAUACAGUGUAGAAUUGAUUAAGAAUGCAUUAAUAGAGAAAAAUACAAGAUUUGAGAUGAAUUCAGAAGCAAAAUAAUUUAAGUUUGAUAAUUAAAAAUUUAGUGGAGAAUACUCUUGGAGUGGUUGGUUCAAAUGGUCUAGUGUUAUUUAAAAUGCAUGGCAUUUAGCUGUUAGAUUGUCUACACUUGAAAAUUAUGAGAACAAAGAUAGUUUGGGAGAUAGAACAUUAUGUUUAUGGGUUGGACAAUAAGCUGGUGGAGUCCUCUAUUUCUCUACUUAUACUUAUACAGACUUCUAUGGCUCAGGAAAUGCAAAUAGUGUAUAGAAUGUUUAUGGCAUUUUAUUUAUUUUGGAUAUUCAAGAGUUUAAUAAUUGGCUUAUGGCAAAGUGGAAUUUGGAUAUAGAAAAGAAGAAGUCAAAUUCGAGAAUCAUCAUCAUUAUUUACCUAACAAAUUCUUUUUGUCAGUUGGCAGAGACAAAUGGCAUGAUCCUUAUUUGGGAAACAUAGCCUUCUUAAGAUUCUAAUCAGGAGAAGGAGCAUUUCAUUAAGGAGAAUUCAAGGAGAUAAAAGAUGAUCUAUUUGCUAAUAAAUUAGGAUCUAUGGAAUUAUUGA
This is a messenger RNA of Paramecium tetraurelia, 5013 nucleotides long. RefSeq lists its product as uncharacterized. The record is from RefSeq and is a predicted model, not a curated record. NCBI's taxonomy places the organism in Eukaryota, Ciliophora, Oligohymenophorea, Peniculida, Parameciidae. Gene Ontology annotation, cellular component: nucleus. The annotation marks the transcript as partial. The transcript has 3 exons.